UUACAAGUGAAAAAAAUGCCAUUAAAAAGACAUGAAAGAAAGAAUGCGGAUAAAAAAAGAAAGAAAGCACUAGAAAAAAAGGGCACCAUUAUGUGUCAUCUUAUUACCCCAGGACCUAAAUAUAAACUUAAAACACUCGUCGGCUCCAAAGAUCAUUGUAUUUCGAAAUAUCAAAAUCCAGCGUAUACAUUCGGUGGUCCUAGACCUCAAGUCAUCUUUGAGACAGAAGGUCCAGGACCAAAAUACAUGAUCAAGAAAUAUAAACCUAUGGGAUUUACUUUUGGAUAUGCUAUAAAAAUUCGCGAUUUUACAUUUGGACCUGGUCCGAAGUAUAAAUUGCCAGAUGUCUCUCGUGGUCCUUUCUUUUCAAUCAAAUGGAAAACUAAAUUGAGGAAAAUCGAUGAAAUACCAGGACCUUACUAUUACAAACUUAAGACUGAUGCACCAGGAUUUUCCAUGGGACUGCCUCUAAGGGCUGCAAUAAGACCUAUGUCUAUAGGUCAUCAUUCAGCAUGUAACUUAGAUAUAAUAAAACCAAAAGCACCUAUAUAUACUAUGGGUACUCAGCAAAAAAGAGUACAAUUUAUUUCUGAAGGCCCAGGCCCAAUAUAUGCUAUCCAACCACCAAAAGCAAGACCAGCUUUUUCAUUCGGUGUAAAGCACAGCGUAUGUGCAUUACCUUAUAUAACUGAAUCAGCCAUGCUUACAGUUUUGGUUAAGGUAUUCUGUAAUGGAUCUUACUCUGCUGAGAAAAGAUUAAAAAUGAAAGAUAAAAAAAAUAAAUUCAGAAUGUUAAAUUGUACUAUAAAAGGUCCUGGCCCAGUUUACAAAUUACCAACAUUGAUCGGUUAUAGUAACCAUGAUCCAUCUCGACACAGAAAUCCAGCAUAUAGCAUACGAGCUCGAACUGAUUUGACUAAGCCCUUUAUAGGACCUGGUCCUCAUUAUAAUAUCAGACAUUUAACAAAAUUUGGAACAGAUAAUCCACCUGCGUAUACAAUUAGAGGGAGAAGAACAUGGAAAUUGCCAAAUCAUACUCCAGGACCAGGAGCAUAUUCUCCUGAAUUAUGUCCACCGAUGAACCAUAGUCGUAGAACACCAGCUUACAGCAUUAAAUCACGACAUAUAACAAAGUUUCUAGAUGAAGGACCUGGACCAAAUUCAUAUCUUUUACCAACAUGUAUUGGACCCAAAGUGCCUGAUAAAUCCGUUCAGGGUGCAUUUUCUAUUGGGAGUUACCGCAGGAUCUCUGAUAGAAUCAUAGGUCCAGGCCCAGCUGCGUAUAACAAAAUAAACUAUGAUAUAAUAAAACGACGAAAUCCGGCAUAUAGUCUAAAGGGAAGACACUUUUUAACAGAAAAAUAUCAUACUCCGGCACCAGUUUUUUAUCCAUUAUACAAUAUACACAAAAGGUCACCUAUGUAUUCAUUCGGUAUAAAGCAUAGUGAAUGUUCCGGAAUACCCAUGACACAAUUGGAUGAAGAUUGUUGAUUUUAUAAUUAAAAAUUAUGUAUAGAUAUUUUGUCGUAUUUUUACAUAUUAAAUUUUUAUUGUAGAAGUGACAUUAAGUAUACAUUAUAUGUGUGUA
Pogonomyrmex barbatus (red harvester ant) is the source of this 1588-nucleotide messenger RNA. Its product is annotated as ciliary microtubule associated protein 1A. NCBI's taxonomy places the organism in Eukaryota, Metazoa, Arthropoda, Insecta, Hymenoptera, Formicidae. The record is from RefSeq and is a predicted model, not a curated record. Gene Ontology annotation, cellular component: cytoskeleton.